AUGGCCAAGGCCAUGGCUGCAAAGAGCAAGGCCGCCAAGGCUAAGGUUAAGCACGAAAAGCAGGUGACCCCCAAGAGGAAAGCCAAGGCUGCCAAGGUGGAGCUCGGUGAUGCGGCCGAGGAAGACGAUGAUUCAACGGCACCGAGCGGCUUGGGGUAUGCUCGGGGCACAAUUUCAGCUGCUUUGACCGGGCUUCGCUAUCAGCUCAAAGCUAAAAAAACUACGGACGAAGAGAAACAAAACGCCCAAAAAGUACUCGAGGAGUACGAGGCGGGGGACAUUGCCACCAAGAGAGAGAUAUUGAGCAAGGUCUCACAGUUCGGCGUCCGUCAGUGUAAUUGGGUACACGAUUUGGUCAAGACGACCGUGAAUACCAACAGUGAGCACGAAGAUACCGUCAAGAACUGGACGGCAAUUUUCAAGCUGGAGGGCAUCGAUGAAAGCGGCUUGGAGGAAGACAUGAAGAAGGAUCUGCUGGAAGAGCUGAUGUCCGAAGCCGAAAAGUGGUACGGCUAUGAGAGAUCGACGAAAAUUCACCCCAAGUUCGAGGUGCUCAGCAAGUACUUCUACGUGCACUCGAAAGGCCAGGUGGCCCGCCAGGCCACUAAGACGGGAAGCCAUUGUUCCGGCAUGAAGAACUUGCAGUUGAAGGACAAGAGGUCCCUCGACAUCAUGUUGGGCAAGAGUGCGGCAAGCUCCAGUUCCAAGGAUCCGGCUUUGCAGCCGAGCCAGAGCCAUACCCUGGCAAAAGAUCUUUUGAAGAAGAUCGUGGCCGAGAAGAGAAAGCUGACCCAAAACAACGAGGAGCUGAAGUCUUUGAAGACCAAGAUUUCCACGAAGUACAGCGGGGACAAAACAUGGGAUAAUCGCAAGGACGACGUCGAUCAGGCGAUCGCAGCUCUCGAGGACUUCUUGGGUGUUCUUCGCCAGCACGAGGCCGAGAGUGUGCCGGCGGAUGUUACUUCCGAUUGCACCGAGCUUGUGGCCACCUUUCACACUGUCGUCUACCAGGCUGCCAACCACGACAAAGGCAGCAAGGCCUUGCUCAAGAAAGUCAAUGGCCUGAUGGAGUGA
This is a messenger RNA of Symbiodinium sp. CCMP2592, 1074 nucleotides long. Lineage: Eukaryota; Dinophyceae; Suessiales; Symbiodiniaceae. The record is from the annotation of a GenBank genome assembly.